AUGCCUUCGACUUCCAUCACAUCGCUUCUCUGGCCUGUAGGUAGCAAUGUAGCUAUCACCGGCGAAGUUUUCGAAGCCGAAGCCACAGAAACACGAUAUAUGCUACGAGGUUGCUACCCAUCCAGCGACAAAGGGUGCGACUACCAAACAGAAUUCGUCAAUUUCGGCCCCUGGGCCAGCGAAACGUUACCGAAAGGCGCCGCUGCGACGGGCAUAUACGAUGUACACGGCACUGUCAAUGGAACCGUUUACUCCAGCGUAUGCGAAAUGAGCCGGUCGGUAAUCGAGAAAUGCACAGUCUCGAAGCAAUCUGGGUGGGAUGAUUCGACCGAGUAUACAACUACCAGAACCAAGGGCGAGACGGGUGCAGACUUUACUCUUUCAUACCACGCCGUCACUCUUACAGGCGGUUUCGAGAAAUUCGCAUCUGUAUCGGAGGCAACCCCAGCUAGCAUGAUUACUUCUACUGCUGAACCUACUUCAACUGCUGAGGCGUCAACUACCACCGAUACUAGCCUUGACAGUGUAAACGACGAUCCCAGCACAACUGAUAUGGAUAUCUCGAAUACUGCGGCCGCCAUCACAGAAACGACCACCUCCGCUGUUCCUACCGAGACAGUUUCUGCUGGAUCUCGGCCUCUGGUUCGCGCAUUAGCUGUUGUAGCUUUAGCCGGUAUGGCCACUGCGCUGAUUGCUUGA
Molecule: messenger RNA, 699 nt
Organism: Fusarium pseudograminearum CS3096
Lineage: Eukaryota; Fungi; Ascomycota; Sordariomycetes; Hypocreales; Nectriaceae
Exons: 1
Coding region: 1-699 (232 amino acids)
Source: RefSeq, a predicted model, not a curated record